AUGGUCAACUCCUGUUGUGGCUCCGUCUGCUCUGACCAGGGCUGUGGCUCCAGCUGCUGCCAGCCUUGCUGCCGCCCCACCUGCUGCCAGACCACCUGCUGCAGGACUACCUGCUGCCGGCCCACCUGCUGUGUGUCCAGCUGCUGCCGCCCCUCCUGCUGUGGCUCCAGCUGCUGUGGCUCCAGCUGCUGCAGGCCCAGCUGCUGCAUCUCUAGCUGCUGCCGCCCCACCUGCUGCCAGACCACCUGCUGCAGGCCCAGCUGCUGCCGCCCCUCCUGCUGUGUGUCCAGCUGCUGCCGCCCCUCCUGCUGUGGCUCCAGCUGCUGUGGCUCCAGCUGCUGCCGCCCCUCCUGCUGCAUUUCUAGCUGCUGCCGUCCCUCUUGCUGCCGCCCCAGCUGCUGUGGCUCCAGCUGCUGCCGCCCCUCCUGCUGCAUUUCUAGCUGCUGCCGCCCCUCUUGCUGUGGUUCCAACUGCUGUGGCUCCAGCUGCUGUGGCUCCAGCUGCUGCCGCCCCUCCUGCUGCCCCUCCUGCUGCCUGCGCCCAGUCUGUGGCCGGGUCUCCUGCCACACCACUUGCUAUCGCCCCACCUGUGUCAUCUCCACCUGCCCCCGCCCCAUGUGCUGUGCCUCCUCUUGCUGCUGA
Lynx canadensis (Canada lynx) is the source of this 642-nucleotide messenger RNA. RefSeq names its product keratin-associated protein 4-12-like. Bases 1 to 642 code for a protein of 213 amino acids. The transcript has a single exon. The record is from RefSeq and is a predicted model, not a curated record. Lineage: Eukaryota; Metazoa; Chordata; Mammalia; Carnivora; Felidae. Gene Ontology annotation, cellular component: keratin filament.